UGGAAAUCCAGCUAUGAUCAACACCAACACAUAAUAGAUUAGAGCUGAUCUAUAAAGCUUUACUAAACGAUCUAUUAAACAUUAAUAAAUCCAAUAUAGGUGCAACUUAUACACCUUUUAUAAUGGUGUCCUAAAGUGACACCACAUUGGAAAACCGACGAUAUAAGCCCCAGAUUCUGAGUGACCAACAUGUCCAAUGUCCACCCCUCAGACUUGUCACUGCUGUGUGUAGCUGCCGUCCAGCAGUGAUUGAUGGGGCACGUCGCCCUUGCCCUGCACCGAGGACCCCGUCCAAUAAUAAGUCGUGUCCCUCAGAGAUACGAUGUUCGGUCUUGCGCUGCUUCUCCUUGACCCGCACGCUGAGAUGAUGUACAGUGUGUGUGUGUGGCCUGCUCCUUUGCCAUUUGUGUGCGGCGUAUGGGAGCGCAAAGCUUUCACACGCCUUGCGCACGACUUCAUCCUAUUGGAUGAGCAGGGCAGUGGAUAUUGCAAGUGAUGAGAGAGAGGGAGAGAGAGAGAGAGAGAGAGAGAGAGAGAGCAGCUUUCACCAGCUCCUCUCACCAACGGCAGACACACGGUGCUCGUUAAUCGGCUCCAGAUGCCUUUACAGUAAACGCGCGUCUGCGGGCUGUGCGGAUUGCCUCCUCUCUUCUUAAUCACACAGACCUAUCUUUGUGUCAUCGAACAAAAAAAGAGGAAGAUUAUGGGAUUGCGUGUAAUUUCAGAGCACGUGGGAAGCGUAUUAGCGAGGCUGGCGGCUGUGCGCCCGUCCUCCCUGUGAUGGAGGAGCGCGGUGGUGGUGGUGGUGGUGCAUCGGUGGAAAAGAGUGAAAGGUGCGGAGAAGAUCGUCACUGAAGACACCGAGGGGCUCCUGCGCGUUUGGACAAGGUCAGAGUCUAGCCUGGAUGAGAUUAUGUCCAUGUGGAGACAACAAGGACGGACUUUCAUGCUUCCUCUCGAGGGACGAGGUCGCCUGAGGAUGUCCCUUCAAAACCAAGAGUUUCACUCCCUGUGUUGGAUUGCAGAGGCAGCGAGAAUCCCUCCAUCUGCAUGAUCAUGGUUGAGUUUUGACAACCUCCGAGCUGCAUGGCUCCUUUCUUGCCGCCCUCAGCCUGCAGAUAAAGUUUCUUCGCUCUGCUCGACGGCUGGAUGAUUUGUCGGCCAUCGAUUCGUUUAAUUGCACGCAGUUGAACCCAGUUCAGGUGAUUUAGAGGCUGCUGGUUAAAGAGGAGGAGGAGGAGGAGGAAGAGGAGGCGGAGGGGUUGCAGCGGAAUUGAAUUCCAUCAGAGCAGCAACAAAACAGCGGCGGCCAGCUGUGUCUCUGGACGGUCACAUCUGUCGUUGUUGUCGUCGCUGUCCAUGGUGCUGAACUCGUGCUCCAGGAAUGGUGGAGACGCUGAGUAUCGCAGUCAUCGGUGCUCCCGGAGUGGGGAAAACUUCUAUUAUCCGCCAGUUCAUCUAUAACGAUUUCUCGGAGGUGUACACGCCGACCAGGACCAGAUAUGUGUACAGACCCUCCGUCAUACUGAACGGGAACAUGUAUGAGCUGAAGAUUUUGGACGUCCCGCCAAUCUCCUCCUUUCCAUCAAGCUCCAGUCAGGAGUGGCUGGAUUUGCGCUGCAGAGGUGUUCGCAAUGCCAAUGCCUACAUCCUGGUGUAUGACAUCUGCUGCGUGGAGAGCUUUGAAUAUGUCAAAAUGAUCAGGCAGCAGAUAGUGGAGCACAGGGAAGGCAGCAGCAGUGAGGUGCCAAUCCUGGUGGUGGGCAACAAGAGAGAUCUGCAGCGACAGCGCUUCAUGCCUCGCAGGGCAGUGUCAGUUCUGGUAAAGAAGACCUGGAAGUGCGGUUACGUUGAGUGCUCUGCCAAGUUUAACUGGCACGUAGUCCUGCUCUUCAAAGAGCUGCUGGGCAUCGCUGUGGCACGGGGCAUGCGCCAGAACCACACCUCCAUCCGUCUGCAGGGGGCGCUACAAAGGAACCGCUGCACCAUCAUGUGACCCAGAGAGCUCCCUCCACUCCUCUCCCCUCAGGCGUGGAGCGGCAGUGGAGAAAAGGACUUCCUAUCUAAAUGGCUGGAAAUAUACCCUGUGGCCUCCUGCUUUACUGAGCUGAUUUUUCAAAAUGAGGUUUAUGAGACUCUUGCGCUGUAAAAUUCACACAUGGUUAUCCAACCACUUCCUAGUCCAAUUCUGCCAAAUGUAUAGAUGCUAUGGGGGAGAUAGAAGAGGCGGAAGCUGGUGGAAACCAACAUGACUAGCAUUGCACACUUUUUCCUCACAUCAACCAGACAGUUAGACAUUUGAAGUUGUGCUUCCCAAAUUACACAGCAGCGACUCUUAUUGAGGGUUGUCUUGUGUAGCUGGGUUUAACAGGAUGGAAGCUGUGAUUGUGAGACUCAAAACGGAGAGGCAGCAAUAUCAUCGAGUCUUCCUUUUGAAUUUGUCAUAUUCAGUAAGGUCAACAGCAAACGCUCAUACCAGACAUAUUUGGAUUUCUUUGAUGGUGUGUGGUUAAUGGUCAGCAACACAGAAUUAUGAAGAGCAAAAAACAGCUACUGCUUCACUUCUGGGGCGAUUAUCUCGAAAUGUUUAGAUAAGAUUAGAUGGUGUUUAGCUGUAUAUUCUGAGAGGUAGCCUGCUUUUUUUUUUCUUUCCCUGUUCCUGUUUCAAACUUGUCCAGCGGUAAAAGCUGUUUGUUCAGACAAGGGUGUUUUAAGGUUGUCUUGCAGCAGAAAAUACUGCAGUCCUUAUCAUGAUGUACUGUAGGGCUUUAAUCUUCUCCCUCCUCUCACUCUGUGUCUGUUUCUGAUGAAUACAUUAAAUCCAGGGAACUGGGGACCUGCAGGAGGCUGCAGAGCCUGAAACGAGAAGCUGUGCAUGCAGCAUAGCUGUUUAUGUGUGUGUGUGUGUGUGUGUGUGUGUGUGUGAGAGAGAGAGAGAGAGAAAGAGAGAGAGAGAGAGAGAGAGUGGGAGAUGGAGACAGAGAGAGGCUGGUUUGAUAGCUGACAUUCAGGCAAGCAAAGGACUGACACAAAAAGAUAAGAGACAGAUGUUGAAGCUUUGGGUUGGGAAGGAGCAAUAAAAUCCCACAGGGCUGUCCUGACUGGCUGUGUGUAACACCGUAAUAUAUUAAAAUUGUCCCUAAAUACGAUGAAAUCCACUCGCACUCAGCUUAUCCUGCAGAAAGCUCAAUGACUUACACAAAACAGCCCAUGAGUACAUCAUAGACACACAGGGAACCUUAACAGAGCUUUCCUAUCAAUAUCUGAAGACUAUUUAAUUGGAAAUGUUGUGAGAUUAACAGUUGCUUUUUCUUUUGAUUAGGCCUAGUUAGAUAGUUUGUGAAUAUGGCCGCACUGAAAGUAAGCAGAUCUACUGUAUAUAAGAGUGAUUCAUAGAGUAAUUGAUUUGCAUGCUUUUGUUGGUAGAGCCAAUGAGUCAGGGUUUAAUUGCACUGAUGUUUAAAUUUGAUAUUGUGUUUAAUUUUUGUAAUACAUGGUUUUCUGACACUGUAAUGAGCAGCUGAGUGGAGUGAAUGUGGUCGUUUUUUUCAUUGGCAUGUGAGAGCACAAGCUCAUGAUUCUCUGUAAGAUGUAGUGCUGAAUCCUUCAACCAGGACAGAUGGCUGUGUGUAGUUUUUUUUUCCUAGAUAAAAAAAGAAAUAUGUAGCAGAGAUACACUAGAAAGCAACUGUGUGUAGCAUGAGUUCUCAUCAGUUUGUCUGCUGCGCGUUUCCAAAUAAAAAGGGCUACAGUUUUGUAUCAGAAACAUUACUUGUAUUUAUUUUUACUGUGUUAGUACUGUGUGUUAUUUGUUUUUGGGGUUUUUUUCGUUUUUUUGACACAUGAUGAAUUAUUAAAUGCAUUUGAGAACUGCAA
This is a messenger RNA of Scatophagus argus, 3876 nucleotides long. It is a transcript of the gene rasl10a, whose product is annotated as RAS-like, family 10, member A. Gene Ontology annotation, molecular function: GTP binding; GTPase activity. The transcript is spliced from 3 exons. NCBI's taxonomy places the organism in Eukaryota, Metazoa, Chordata, Actinopteri, Scatophagidae. Bases 1385 to 1996 code for a protein of 203 amino acids. The record is from RefSeq and is a predicted model, not a curated record.